AUGGAUGAUAAACCCGAAGUAAUUAAAGACAAUUCAAGGUCAGUUUCUGAAAAUCAGCCAGGGAACUACAACAAGAGUGUUGAAUCCGAGGGGUUAAAUGAAAAUGACGCGAACAUCUCUGGUGACAAAAUUGACAGCUGUGAGGAAAACACCGACAAAAACUGCGCCAAUAGUCCCAUCGGCAAUGGAUACACGUACGAUAAUAACCACAGUGGCAGCAUCAACCUGAGCUACGUCAGUGAUUCCAACGACAGUGCAACUUAUUUCACAAAGAUUCCCGAGGAAAAUGUGAACAACAGCAACCAUUACAGUGUCAUCUCCAAUCCUGUCUCCAACAAUGACGUGAACACUGAAAGUGGUGAUGUCAGCACCAACAACGCUGACGUUCACAGCAAAGCCCCUGAUGGCGGGUGGGGCUGGCUGGUGGUUUUGGCCUCCUUCUUGUUACACGUUAUCGUGGACGGGGUGUCUUUUUCCAUGGGUAUAUUUUAUGUGGUCUUUUUGGAUACCUUUCAAGAGACAAAAUCCAACACAUCAUGGAUUGGUUCAAUUUUGACGGCGGCAAUGCACCUAAUAGCAUUACCGGCCGGGAUGAUGUGCGAGAAGUUUGGCUAUAGAGUGGUCAGUAUUUCCGGCAGCGUAAUAGCAACAGUGGGGUUCGUCUUGAGCGCGUUUGCGCCCUCUAUUUAUGUGUUAUAUGUCACCCUCGGAGCUGUAGUAGGAAUAGGUUUUGGCCUAAUGUUCUUCCCCAGUGUAGUAUGCGUGCAGCUCUACUUUGAUAAGAAGCGUUCCCUUGCUAUGGGUAUCUCAGUGUGUGGGACGGGCGUCGGGACUUUUGCCUUGGCGCCGUUUGUGCGCUGGCUGACAGACAUAAUUGGCUGGAAGUAUACGAUGGGGGUUUUAGCAGGGAUCACUCUUACGGGCUCUUCUUUAGGAAUGCUUUACAAACCACUGCGAAAGCGUGAAGCUGACGAGAAGGCGGACGUCAUGGAAAUUCUUGAAGGAAAAGAGACGGAGCUCGAAGAUAACGAAUUGUCAUUUGGUACAAAAAUGGUUCAUCUAAACGAAACAAAUCAAGAGAGUAAAGUGGGGAAUUUAACAACGUCGUUCACAAAAAAGACUGAAGAUAAUUCUUUAAAAAGCACAAACAUAUUUACAGGGUUAAAGCAAGAGGUUCCAGAACAAUCGAUAUCUAUUGAGAAUGAGCGCAUGGAGCAUAAACAAAUGGCAAAAAUACACGCUGAAGAAAACACAGCGUCGUCUAUCGACCAUACUCUAUCAUCUGCCUUAAAAGAAAAUAGCUCAGCAUGCUGUGCCAAAUGCUCCAUAGAUGGCGCCGUCGGUGCCAUACAUUGGUCGUUGCUACGAGACCCUGCAUUCGUGGUUUGGCUUUCGUGUUACUUCAUUUGUCAACUAGGAAUCAUAGUCCCCUUUACAUUUAUACCAGACAGUGCCAUAUCACGUAAUAUCGGUGCCCCUGAAGCUGCAUUCCUAAUAUCCAUCAUAGGGAUCGUCAAUACCGUCACGCGUCUCGUCACCGGGAUUGUUGCUGACCGGAAGUUUAUUCGCCAUCAUCGUUUGCAGUUACUGGCUUUUUCCGUUUUCAUUGGGGGAGUAGCGCUAAUUAUGAAUCCAUUUUGUAAUACGUAUGCAACAUUGGCAGUGGACGUAGUGUUCACUGGGAUAUCUCUGGGUUCAUUUAUAUUACUGAUGCCAGUGGUUUUACGUGAUUUGUUUGGACUGGAGAAAAUGAACUCGAGCAUCGGAUUUACAUUGGUGAUAGUGGGAAUUUCGACGAUGCUAGUACCAUUUUUAGGCUGGUUGACUGAUGUCACAGGAUCAUAUGAUAUCACUUUUUACGUCACUGGAGGGGCCCUCGUCAUAUGUAGUUUUGUGCAGGCGAUGUUACGUCGUUUCCAAAAGAAAACUUAUCACCCAGAAUGCACCGUUCCGGAAACGACAGAAGAUACGAGACUUUGAUGCAGUAAUAAGGCUACAUCAACUGUGCGGCUAUUAUGAAAGUCCAAGGUCAUAGUGUUACUGACAAAUUGUUUAUAGAUCCACGUUUACAAUAUUCAGCAAAACACAAUUGUUGCCCUUGUUGAGGGUAUGCCUUGCCGCCUACAGGAAAUAAUUGCAGUACUAGCUACGUACUGUAUAUGUAGAAACAUAUAUUAGACACAUGGCUUUUAACGAGCAUACCCUAAUCCCAAUUGUAUGUAACUUUGGUGACAUUCGAUGUUGUCUUUUCAAUUUAAUGGACAUGUUUAACCUCUUUGCAUAUAAUAGUGAAUCAUCGGAUUUAAAUGGGUACUUGUUUUAAAUUUGAAUAUGAAU
Lingula anatina is the source of this 2337-nucleotide messenger RNA. Its product is annotated as monocarboxylate transporter 12-like. The record is from RefSeq and is a predicted model, not a curated record. Gene Ontology annotation, molecular function: monocarboxylic acid transmembrane transporter activity. Gene Ontology annotation, biological process: monocarboxylic acid transport; transmembrane transport. Lineage: Eukaryota; Metazoa; Brachiopoda; Lingulata; Lingulida; Lingulidae.